Molecule: messenger RNA, 5546 nt
Organism: Porites evermanni
Lineage: Eukaryota; Metazoa; Cnidaria; Anthozoa; Scleractinia; Poritidae
Source: the annotation of a GenBank genome assembly
AUGUUGAAGCUGUGCAUCGCUUGUAGUUCGAAGGUAAAUGAGAUUAUUUUAUGUAAAGCCAAAGGUAAAAUAGAAAUGUUCUUGAGGUUUAGCCUUCAGAGAGAUUUUGGGAAGUUUUACGAUUCAUGGGUUUUACAUAACAGCUUCGGUUCGAACGGCGCUCGUAACUAACGUGACCAAGUGAUGUAGGGUUCUCGCGGCUGAGUUUGGCCAACAGUUUUAUAAAAUUUAUUUUUCAUCAUCGAUCUCUGUGAUGAAAUUAUCUGGCUCACAAACAGAGUAUGUUUUGAUGUCCUUUGGACAGUGUGAAGUGUAGUAGUCGGUAACAACAGUGUUACGAGAUAAGCAAAACAUAACGCAAUCGUAGUAACACCGGUUGUCUCCCGAUAGUUAAAGUACAGCAAAUAACUUUUAUUUUUCUCUGUUAAUUACAAACCAGUUUAAAUUUAGAGACACCGUUUUUUGGUGUGACUGUUGCACAAACUUUGGUAUAAACAAACUGAAUAGUUACAACGCAGUUACAUGCAGAGGGUGAAUUCUGAACCUCUAUCCCGCCCAUGUCAGAUGUAGCGACUAGGAAAACCGCCAUUUCGCAAGGCUAAAAAACGGCAAAACGACAAACAAGUCCACAUUACAGUACCUUUGCACAAUACGCUUUCAGCUAUAACUUAACCGGAUCAGAACGGUUUUAAUUUUUCAAGAAAAUUAAGAUACAUUUGUCGGCAUAAUCAUGAGCGCACCAAGAUUCACUGACUCAGUAUUUGUUUGUUUCAAAUUGUUUUCAGUUUCUUGAAACAUCACGGUGUUUUUAGCCUGAAUAUCAGACAUUACUUCGAGUCGCUUACCUGGAGUAGUGACUCGAAGUAAUGUCUGAAAUUCAUGUUUUUGAAAGCUUAGGAAAUAUCAUCAUUAACAAAAAACCUAAAAAAAGCCCAUUAAUUAAGCGUCGAUCUUCUGUAUACGUUUGCAAAAAUCUAGGGGCGCGAAAGAUCGUCUGAGUAAAUUAACAUCUCAGUCUUCCGUUUUCACUUUACUCAUACGGUCAAAUAUUAAAAGUUUGCUUGUACGGUGCCGCCUCGUUAGAGAAGAAUUGAACGCCUAACACCGUUAAUAGUACAAAUCAGCUUCAAUUGCUCUUACACAUCUUUGAUUCCAAAGCCGUUGUCAAAUCAGACUAUUUCGUUUUGGCUUCUGCGACAGCACCAGUUGAAAGUAGGGCAAGUCGGUAGUCGAGGCGCGGUGGUUAGUGUCCAGACGGCCUUGGAACCCGUCAGCCUCGAAAUAAGCACGGCACAGAAACGGUUUACCUCUCCGUGUUUUAUCAAAGUUGUCACGACUGUACUUACGCUUUUAUCAACAACUCAAAUAGACCUUGUCACGGUUUUCGACGCCAUCUUGGCCAGGAGGCAAACCCGUGAGAAAUUACAGUGUUUUUAUGAGAAUCUAAUGUCAAAUAAUUUCCGUAAAACUGCUUUUUUAAAAAAUAUAUGAACUGUAAACUAAAGCUUCGCCCUUAAGGAUUCUACUGAAAAAAUUUGAGGGCGUUACAUGCGCCAGAAGACCUAGCACCUUUUCUAAAAAUUUUCUUUACAUUUGUCUGUAAAAAAAAAAUUGCACACAAAUAUAUGGAAAAUGUAAAGCAAGCUUCUGGAGAAAUUUAAGCACAGUAACGGCCCCCAAAAUUUGUCGGUAAAAUCGUUUGCUGUGUAGCUUUAGUUUACAGUUCAUAUUUUUUCCAGAACAGUCGUUUUACGGAAAUUGUUCGACAUUAAAAUCUCAUACAAACACUGUAAUUUCUCACACGUUUGCCUACUCGUCAAGAUGGUGUCGAAAACCGUGACGAGGUCUAUGUACACAGAACAUUAACAGAAGCAAACAGGAUUAUAAUGAAAAUUGGCAGGAUGCAGUGCUUUUCCGGUUUUUCAUCUAAGUGUUUGAAAUUAAAUAAAGAUCGAAUAUAUGAAGUGAAUCAGGUUACAGAUGUAAACGUUUGUCUGUUGCGUUUGGUAAAUUGGUUUUGUGGAUCAGACAGAAAAAUAAGAUAAAGUAUUCGAUAUUCAGCUUUUAAUUUUGUACCUUAAUUUUUCGUAUGGUCAAUUUUGGCGGUCAAUUGAAUUUUCUGAACUGGAAGGUAUUUACAUUUAUAACUAAAUCAAACCACAAUCGCUUUCAUUUUUGUAAACUGCACCUAAACGAACAUAAAAUGUUUGACCAUAAAAUUGAUAGUUGAAACACAUUAACAAUCGCCUUUAUUUUUGCAAGCUGUACCUAAACAAACAUAAAAUGCUUCAACAUUAAUUGAAAGUAAAACCAAGGUGAGUCUGCAUGAAAGUUUAAGACACACCAGUCUAAUUGCUUUGUAGGUGACUGUAUGUUUUCUGUAAUUUGUAAGAAUUAUUGUAAUAUCAAGCAGCUGUGAUUAUCGUCAAAACUUUGAACGAGAGUUAAAGAGCUAAGCAGUUGUUCAAAACAGUAUUAAAUCGCCUCAAUCUUUGGCCCAUGAAAUUUGGGUUUUUACUUGUUCAGGUUUAAGCUAUUGUGUCCCUUAAAAGGGCCGUUCGAUUUACUCUUACAUUAUGCUGAUUAUGACAUUGUUCUGUUUUACUUCUGAAUAUUGCAUUAUAGAUUGCUGUACAGGGUUGUUACAAAAGCUUUGUGCAGUUCAAAUCUGGAGUUGUUUGGGAGUAGGGACAUCAACUGAAUAAUUGUGAUAUUAUAAAUGUUGAAGAGCCUGCUCAAUUUUUAGUAAGAUACAUCAACUUCAAACAUAACGCGAACUGAUUUAUUUAAAUUAGGAAUCAAGAUGAUGGUGUAUUUAAUUUGCUGUAACUGAGGGAAAAACCGAGGCAUCGAAAAUUGAAUUGAGACCCAUACAUUGGCUAUUGCAGAUUCAACUUUUGUGGCCUAUCGGGCCACAAGCUUAAAAUGCUCAUCACGCUGUUUUUCUUUCCUUUUGCACCUCAUCUAUAGGUCGCUGCCUCAAGUCGCACCUGCUCCUGUGGUCACGUGUUUUCACCGGAGACCCGCAGGAUUGGCGGGAAACGAUUCUCUGGUAAAUCGUUUUACUGACAGUCAUCAUACUAUACACAAAAAAACUAUUCUUGUCUUUUAUAUUGGCAAAGUUUAAGUUAAAUUCGAUCAUAACUUCAACGCUCAAUAAAUGAUUAAAAGUUAAACGACCGAAAUCAUUAAGACGCUUUGAUUUGAAUUUAAAUCGAAGAUUCAUUCAGUCAAUCAGUGAAAGUCUUCAGUGAAGCUUUGAUUCCACUUUAAAACUUUUAUUUCUUGUUUCAUUGAUAUCUCAUUGGGCAAAACCUGACUCAAAGAGGAGGAUUUUCGAUCCAUGUCUUUACCAUGUUGACAAGAAUGCUUUUUGAAAUGAUAACUAUUGUGCUAACGGUUUUGUUCCUAGUGUUGUCGCCACUAUCCAUAAUAUGUAAGUCCAGAAUUACAUUUCUAUUGAAUGAAACCCCAAUGAGGAUUCGCCUCAUUUGCUAGCUGCUUUGCCGCCAGACUUUCUGGUGAUUUUUGAAAGAAAGAACAGGGUACUCCUUAUCUACAUUAUAUAAUUUUUCAAAACAAAUUCUGUCUCGAAUCCCGUUGAUUAGUCCCGACAUUUUUUCGGGUAAAUUUACAAUUAUAUUGCUUAAAUUGCCAUUGCGAUCAUAUCUUCAAGUGCACGUGUAUUUUCCCAGCUCAUGUCAUCUUCAUUCCAUAUGUCUCAUUCCUUACACGGGUUGAGAUGAACUCAACAAACUGGCCAGCUGCCAAUGUAUUUUUUUAUAUUAGGUAGAUUUAUCGAUAAUCACAUUUGGUAAUCAAGCUGCCAAUGUAUUGGUCUUGAUCAUAGCUCAGUUGGUAGAGCACUGCAGCUGUCAAACGCAGAGGCCAGAUGUUUGAAUCCCGUUGAAGCCCCGAAAUUUUUUUCCGGUUAAUUCGCAAUUGCUUACAUUGUUAUUACAACUGUGACGAUCAUAUAAAUUCAUUUGAAGUCUGUCUUGUUGUCCAGGAUACCGACUGGGGACAGCACGGAGGCAAUCAUCUGGUAAUCUUCAUGAAAGACAGCAAAACGGAUGCGUGAAGGCCGACCAUACAGCCAAGAAGGUGAGAUGCUCUUGGAAAGGCUUUAAAUGGGAGCUUGAUAAAAUCUUUGAUACGCCUGAUUGGAAAAACGUUGUUGCUUGAAGAGUAUAAAACUUGAAAAGUAGAUAUAUGGGUAGACGUUUAUUAGCAUUGCAAGUUCAAAGUUCUUUUCAGAAUAGCUUACACUAUUAGCCAAGGGGGUGUCUCGCAGCUCUGUAUUUGUUUACCUCUAACCAAUUGCAACACCCACAAAAUGUCAUGCAGGCGCGAGUCACACCGGCUUGAGUUCACCCCGGUUGUUGUACCGAAGGGAAAUUUCGCAACGGUAUCGCGUAAACGCGAAACAACCACUCGUUUUAGUGUGAAGUCGAUCUGCCGGUAGACUGGAACGGACAGCGCAUGCCUAAUAUGUCGAUAUGAAGUGCACCUUCAUAUAAACGCAAUAUAAAAUGACCCAGUCAUCAUGUAAACGCGAUACGAAAUCAAGAAGUCAUCCCGGCAUGAAACUCGAGCCGGUGCGAGGUUUCUUAUGUAAACACCCCGUCAGCGCUGAUGCGUAGAGCGUAGCCACAUCUCCAACGCACACUUGAAAAUAAUAAUAAAAAAACUGUUUUGGAAGAGUUAAAAAGAAAACGGCAUGCCUGAAGCAAAGUCAUACUCCAGGGGUUUGCAUCCGCACGUGAAGCUCUUAAUAACGAAAGCUCUUCUUGAAAGAACUUUGAACUUGCUUUGCUAAUAAAUGAAUACUUAUGAAUUCUUUAAGCUGCAUCGUUCGUGGUUCAUACUGGGCAGCACUCGGUUUUGGUUUUAGUUUCACGCAAUGAAUAGAAAACCGUACUAUUUUUUAGGUGAGAAUAGUUUGUACUUGAAAACAAGGAGAAAAGUAGGACAUUAAAAUAUGCGACAAAACCGAUAUUUAGGGAUUUUUUUUAGAAAUUUCUCAUCGUUUAGUCUCUCCCUUUUAGACUUGUUUUGCAAUAACAAUCUCUUGCCGGUAUUAUCUUUUUCUUACCUGGAUGAUCAGUCAAACCCUUGCGAAUUGCGUGUUUGAUUUAUAUUUCUGGCUACUCCAGCAACAAUAAAACUGAAUUGAAAUGAAUUGAAGUAAGCAUGGUGUAAUCAACAAAACCUCUGAUUUAAUGCGAUCAACUUAUCCCUUACCGUCCAUUUUAAUCGCUUUUACUUCACAGUCGCAAAAGCCAAUACUAAAUCAAAACCUAAAGAGUCCUAAAGCAAACCAAGAGAAAUCAAGGGUUACGCUUCACAAAUCCUGCAAGCGAAAAGUACCGCACAUGUCGAGUGAAAACCAAAGUAAAGGUAAAGUGAGAAAGCUUGACAACAUCAUGGAUGUGUUCUUUUCCCCGGAGAAACGCUUGAAACUAUCGCUUGCACUCAAUGAGAUCAACAGAAGAUUAGCAGGGCAGAUUCUCAUCUGGAAAAUGCUUCCUUGUGAAACAGGAUAA